AUGUCAUUUUUUGAUUCUUUACGUCAAAAAGCUCCAUUCUUAGACAAGCUGGCUGACAGUUUCGCUCCGACGUUAACCAGAGAUCAGAAAUUCAGGUUGAAGUACAAACUGCCAGCCAGUGAAAACAUUUUAGAAGACACAAAUGCUGAAGUUUCAUUUGCAACUUCCAAUGGAGAUGGUAAUAAACAUUCUGAUAUGGUGAGCAAUAAAGGAAGAAAAACUGCCUAUGUUUAUUCUGGGAGACUGUUUUUAACACCUCAUUUCCUAGUAUUUCGGGAUGCGUUCGAUCAUUCUUCGUGUAUACUAAUAUUGAACAUCUCUACCAUCAAGCGUGUGGAGAGAUCGCCAUCCGAAUCAUAUGAAUUUGCUCUUUUGGUGACUUUGUACACAGGAGCAAAGGUUCUGAUCCAGUUUAUCGGUAUACGUUAUAGAUCAGAGCAAUUUUGUAGCCAGUUGAAGUCAAAUUUGAAAGAGAAUAUCCCUAAUGCCAAGAAUCUACCUGCUUUUUUGGAGACUUCUUAUUCUGAAUUUUUAAUUGCAAAAAAUAUACUAGGUAAAAAAGAUAUAGCUGUACCCAGGGCAGGUCUUGGUCAACAUUUCAAAUAUCCUGGAAAUCAUACUAUGGCCAAGGAAAAGGCCAAGUUGAGGUUAUGGUUCGACUACUUCAAAGAAAAUGGAAGAAACUUGGCUGUUGUUCAAACCCAUAUGUUCAGAAAACUGGUUAGAAUUGGUAUCCCAAAUCGAAUGAGAGGUGAAAUUUGGGAGUUAUGCUCAGGUGCAAUGUAUAUGCGUUAUGCAAACGCAGGAGAAUACGAAAAGAUAUUGAACGAUAAUACCGGUAAAACGUCACAAGCUAUUGAUGAAAUCGAAAAAGAUUUAAAAAGAUCACUACCAGAAUAUUCAGCAUACCAGACUGAAGAAGGCAUUCAAAGGUUGAGAAAUGUCUUGACAGCCUACUCAUGGAAAAAUCCCGACGUUGGAUAUUGUCAGGCCAUGAAUAUAGUUGUUGCCGGAUUCUUAAUAUUCAUGUCUGAAGAACAGGCUUUUUGGUGUUUAUGUAACCUAUGUGACAUUUACGUUCCAGGUUAUUAUUCAAAGACAAUGUAUGGUACACUGUUAGACCAAAAAGUGUUCGAGUCCUUUGUGGAGGACCGAAUGCCAGUGCUUUGGGAAUAUAUUGUCCAGCAUGACAUUCAACUAUCCGUGGUAUCCUUACCUUGGUUCUUGUCGUUGUUUUUUACUUCAAUGCCUCUAGAAUAUGCUGUUAGAAUAAUGGACAUUUUUUUCAUGAACGGAUCUAUUACAUUAUUUCAAGUGGCAUUGGCGGUUCUGAAAAUAAAUGCUGAUGAUAUCUUACAAGCUGAUGAUGAUGGGAUGUUUAUUGCCAUCAUUAAACAUUAUUUCCAAACUCUGGGUCAAAGUGCACACCCAGAUUCAAGCGACAUAAAAUACAGGCAAAUCACGAGAUUUCAAGAAUUGUUGGUUACAGCUUUUAAAGAGUUUAGUGUCAUCACCGAAGAAAUGGCAAUGCAAGUAAGACACAAAUAUGAAAAGGGCAUAUUUCAAAACAUUGAGACUUUUAUGAAAAGAACGCAACUGCGUCACAUGCCCAGAACUUUUAAUCUUUCUAGUGAGAACUUGUCCAACAUUUAUGACAUGUUUUACCAAAGUAUAGAAACCUACAAGAUUAGUAUGGGAACUGGAUCAUCCAAUAUGGGCUUUGAAGUAUUCAUUCAGUUUUUGAGUAAGUUCUGUGAUUCGUGUAGACCAUGUGGAAAAGAUAGCGAUCCAGCUUUCCGUAAGCAAAAGAGGAAUUUCUUGCAAAGGUUGUUUGACAAUUGGGAUUCUGCUCAUAUUGGCGAGUUGACAUUAAACGAUGUGGUAACCGGCUUAGAUAAAUUAUUGACUGUUGACCUUUUACAGGCUAUAAACUAUUUUUUCUCUUUAUAUGACGCUGACGAUGAUGGUGAGCUGCACAGAGAAGAAGUUUUGCAAUUAUCAGAAGGACUAUUACUGUUGACAGAACCUUGGAAGAGCGGUAGAUACGUGGAUCUGCUGACAAAGAAGCACAUUGAAGAUGAUAUUGCCGAAAGUAUUAUCAAGGAAAGCGGAGAAGAGAUAAUUACCAUGAAUCAGAUCGAGCUACCAACAGGCGUUACCAUUGAUGAAGAAAAAUACAAAGCUGAGCAAGCAGAAAGAUACUUAAAGGCUGCAAGCAAUUUUUUACAAAGAUCUUUUGAAUAUGCCAAGGCAAUUGAUCUCGCGGAAGAAAUAAAUUUGAUCGAUCUGUCUGAUGAUGAAGAUGAAGACGAAGAAAAGCACACAGCGAAAUUGAAGCGAAUGGAGAGCAUAAAGGCAAAUGCUGCCUUAGAUCCCACUCACCCGAAAGUUAUAGACCUGCCCACUUUCAGGAUGAUCAUUCUGGCAGAUGAAACGUAUGAACUUUUCUUCUCCAAUACCUUACGAUCAUCCAUUCACGUCGACGAACGCAUCAAUAUCAAUAACAAAAACAAAGUUUUCAGAAGUAUGUUCGAUGGUAUAUUGGCAGACGGUAAAAGAGUUGCCGAACAAGUUCGUCGCCGUGUCGAUUCCGUAGCAACCAGAAAUAGCAUCACUUCUGCAGAAAGCACGCCAACUGCGGCAGCAGGUUCGGCAACUACCAAAGAAGAAAAGUACGAUGAUUUGGACGACUUCACAUCCGACCAUCAAUCUGAGCAUGAAGAACUCUUGCAAAAUUCUUGGUUUGAAAUUGACGAUGCCAACGAAAAUAAUGCUAACACUAUGCAGGAGAGGCCUUUUGAACCUUUAUCAAAAAACUCAACGGACAAGAAUUCCAAUCUUAUUGAAUUUGAAGCAUAG
This is a messenger RNA of Saccharomyces kudriavzevii IFO 1802, 2859 nucleotides long. RefSeq names its product GTPase-activating protein MDR1 (gene MDR1). The record is from RefSeq and is a predicted model, not a curated record. The transcript has a single exon. The coding region runs from base 1 to 2859 and encodes 952 amino acids. Gene Ontology annotation, molecular function: calcium ion binding. Lineage: Eukaryota; Fungi; Ascomycota; Saccharomycetes; Saccharomycetales; Saccharomycetaceae.